CCUUCCCUUCCCCCCUCUCUCCACAUGGUCAUGGCCGGCCUCUACUUCUCUCCUCUCUCCUUCUCUCUGCCUUUCUCUGCCUCUACUUCUCUCUUAACUCCCCUCCCCAUGCCCUGAAUAAACUCUAUUCUAUACUAUGCCGUUGUGUAGCUUGUCCCUCAGGGGGAAGGGGUGCCUUGGCAUGGGCCCGCCUAGACACCCCCUCCCCCACACCUCACCACACCCCACAGAACAUAUCUUUAUACCCCUUUAUCUUUUUAUGAUCACAACAGCCAGUGACACCUGAGGACAUUGCACCGCAUCUUAAGUGAGUCGUGAGACCCUCACACAGGCUUCUGCUCAUUCCGUAAUGGUCUUGGGAAAUGAAUGUGAGACACACACCCUGUCUCCUAGAACUCCCAGCCAGCAGACUGCUGCCCACUACCAUGUCAUUGCGAGCACCUGGACUUGGAGUUUGUCCCUGUUCACGAGUCCAGUGUCAAGUCCCUCCAUCUACAAUGGACGAGUCAGUGGUCUAUGCGGACUUGCACCUAGCCAGGACCCAAGAGCCUAAGCCUGAAUCACCUCCACCUCUUUCCCCAGACACCUGUCGGUGCCCACGUUGGCAUCGGUUGGCUCUGAAAUUCAGCUGUGCUGGCCUCAUCCUUCUUGUGUUGAGCGUGAUUGGACUCAGUGUCUUAGUGCUGUCAUUAUUACAAAAACUAUCGGUACAAGAAAUCAGCAUGGAUGUUCAAAAGAACCGGAUGAAUACAACAGACAGUCCAGCUAAGGUAGAGUGUCCACAAGACUGGCUUUCACACCGAGACAAGUGCUUUCAUGUUUCUCAAGCUUCUAACAAUUGGACGGGAGGUCUAGCUGACUGUGAUGGAAAAGGAGCCACUUUGCUGCUCAUUCAAGACCAGGAAGAACUGAGAUUCCUACAGGACUCAACAAGGGGAAAAGGAGAUUCAUUUUGGAUUGGACUAAGUUACACAUUGUCAGACAAGAACUGGAAGUGGAUAAACAGCUCGACCUUAAAUUCUGAUGUAGUAAAAAUCACUGGUGACACUGAAAAGGGCAGCUGUGCCGCCAUCUCAAGGGGCAAAGUGGUUUCUGAGAGCUGUGCUUCAGACAACCCUUGGAUCUGCCAAAAGGAACUAAAACAUGAAACCACUCGUAAUGACUCCUGACUGGGAAUCUCAUCUCGAUUACUUUAGCAUCCACACCAGAUCUCUGCAUCCAACCUGUCUCUGCUGUCUGCCUCACAGUGCAGGAGUGGCACCAGGCAUGGACUCUGAAAGCACUGGGACUCUCACAGAUUCUUUAUUGUGUAAAUGUAAAUGUACACUGACACGGGUGUGCCAUUCUGUGAGGGGAGUUCUGUGGAAAGAAGACCAGGCAGCCGAGGGGCACGGGAUUCUAAUCUUAGAGUCUGUGUGACCUUUGCUGGUCUCCAGGCCCGAGGUCAUCUGCAGACAUCCACAGAAGACUGUUUGCAAAGUCCGGAUUUCCCGCCUAACCUCUCCAAGCCAGCAAACCCGGCUGUAGAACAUUGAUUAAAGCCUUGCCACUGACACCCGAAGCCCAGGGUUAAGGGAUUAAGGGAUGAGACUGAUAGUGGUUUAAAUAGUUCUUACAAAAUCCAGGGUAAACUGAGCUCUGGUCAUGUGAUGCCGCUAGCUCUGGUCAUGUGAUGUCUCCACCCUUGGCCAAUGCUAGUACCUAGGUGCUGGGCUUCUCAGCUCCAUAACUGGCAGAGACAAGCUUCUUUUCUUUGGAAGAUUUCGGUUUAAGUGACAGAAAAGCAAACUAAGGUAACUUAGCUCUCCCUGCCGCUCCACCGUCCUUUUCGCUCUAGUUUGCUGGGCAUUUCUUCUUUCCACACUUGGGGAGAAUUAAGCUUUAAAAAAAUAUACAUCUUUUGAAUGUCCCCCUUCCUAAAAACUUGCCAAAUUGUCCAUGAAAAUAAAAGAGGUAAGAAUAUUGAAUUUACUUUAUAAGGAGACCUAAAAUUUCUUUAAAGAUGGGCUUCUACAAGCUCUAAUCACUCCAUUUCAAAUUGAAUUACUUAAACUUAAACUACAUAUUAUAACGAUUCAAAUAAAUCCUCAACUCCUAUUUGCCAGAAACAAAGGGUUUUAAUCUGAUAAUAAUGAUUUUUAAUGUACUCAAAGAGUAAUUCAUUUUGUGAAAAUUCCUAGAAAUCAAUUUACCCAGGAAAAACUUCGGAGAAAAGCAGCACUAGAAAUCAGCCGUUAACAGCAGUGAUGUUUUGGAAUGAGCCUGUAGUUAAGAGCAUGCACAGCUAGGCAGAUAUGAGCAGGAGGAAGCCCAUGGAAGAAAUAAGACACAGGGGGCUUUCCCCGCGACCAUAUGUGCUGCCAAUAAAUAUGCUGAUGAGCAGGGAAGGCACAGUGGUGGGGACAGCUUGGUCCGAAUCAGUUUCAGCAAAGACAAAUGAAGCUGGCUCCCCAAGGCAGGAAGAUGACAUUGACAUAGGAGAAAGAAAACCAAAAGACACUUUUUAAAAAUCCACCUUGCUGCCGGGCGGUGGUGGCGCACACUGUAAUCCCAGCACUCUGGGAAGCAGAGGCAGGCAGAUUUCUGAGUUUGAGGCCAGCCUGGUCUACAGAGUGAGUUCCAGGACAGCCAGGGCUACACAGAGAAGCCCUGUCUCGAAAAAACCAAAUCCAAAAAACAAAAAAAAACCAAAACAAACAAACAAACAAAAAAAUCCACCUUGCAGAGCCCAGAGGGCUGCCAUCCACCUCCAGCUCAGCCUGCUCCAGUAUGAUUCUGGAGUUUGUUAUUGCUUUGAGUUCCUUUGCUUUGCUAAAUAAACUUGAACUCUAAUGGUGUCUCA
This is a messenger RNA of Apodemus sylvaticus (European woodmouse), 2842 nucleotides long. Its product is annotated as killer cell lectin-like receptor subfamily B member 1A. The record is from RefSeq and is a predicted model, not a curated record. NCBI's taxonomy places the organism in Eukaryota, Metazoa, Chordata, Mammalia, Rodentia, Muridae. Bases 363 to 1169 code for a protein of 268 amino acids. The transcript has 7 exons.